CCACAAUCAGCAAAAGCCCAUUAUAUAUACAAUCAUCAUCAUCAUCAUAGGCUGCAGCAAGAACACAUCAUGGCUUCAUCAAACAGGCACUGGCCCAGUCUGUUCAAGUCCAAGCCUUGCAACACCCACCAGCAAUGGCAGCAUGACAUCAACUCAUCAGCCCUCCUUUCUGGUGCCUGCCACAAGAGCCCCUAUUCAUCAGGGUGCGAGGAGAGGAGCCCGGAGCCGAAGCCGCGGUGGAACCCGAAGCCGGAGCAGAUCCGGAUCCUGGAGGCGAUCUUCAACUCCGGCAUGGUGAACCCGCCGCGCGACGAGAUCCGCAAGAUCCGGGCCCAGCUCCAGGAGUACGGCCAGGUCGGCGACGCCAACGUCUUCUACUGGUUCCAGAACCGCAAGUCCCGCAGCAAGCACAAGCUCCGCCACCUCCACCCCCACCCCCCGGCCGCCUCCUCCCGAUCCCGAUCCCAAUCCCAAUCCACCGCCUCCUCGACGUCCUCCGACAAGUCCUCGGGCGCCUCCGAUAAGACCCCGAUCGCAUCGGUCGCUUCCGUCGCCUUAACAACCGUUACGGAUCGACCGACGCCGCCACCGCCGCAGAUGACCAAUCAAUUGGCGCCGAUCGGUCACGUCUACUACGACUUCGGCGCCGCCGCGGCGACUGCGGAGCCUUUCUUUCUCCAGGGGGGGUUGGGAUUGUGGAGUGAGCUCAUGAUGGAGCAAGAGGAGGGGGAGGAGGGGUGCAAGGUUAAUAGUACUGCUAACAAGGAAGAGGAGGAGGAGGAGGAGGAGGAGGAGGAUGGGGAGGGUAAGGCGCUUCUAAUGCUUCUGCUUCUGCUGCUGUGA
Molecule: messenger RNA, 843 nt
Organism: Ananas comosus (pineapple)
Lineage: Eukaryota; Viridiplantae; Streptophyta; Magnoliopsida; Poales; Bromeliaceae
Product: WUSCHEL-related homeobox 9-like
Exons: 3
Coding region: 70-843 (257 amino acids)
Biological process (GO): regulation of developmental process
Molecular function (GO): DNA-binding transcription factor activity; DNA binding
Source: RefSeq, a predicted model, not a curated record